Cloeon dipterum is the source of this 4067-nucleotide messenger RNA. RefSeq names its product sentrin-specific protease 6-like. Gene Ontology annotation, cellular component: cytoplasm; nucleus. The record is from RefSeq and is a predicted model, not a curated record. Bases 189 to 3893 code for a protein of 1234 amino acids. Gene Ontology annotation, biological process: proteolysis; protein desumoylation. Gene Ontology annotation, molecular function: SUMO-specific endopeptidase activity. The transcript is spliced from 18 exons. Lineage: Eukaryota; Metazoa; Arthropoda; Insecta; Ephemeroptera; Baetidae.
GCUCUUCAGAUUUGCGGACUGGAGCAGGAGCGAUUUUUAGUGUGAGCAAUAGCUAUGCUUAGCAGUGCUGAAGCUGUGCAACUUAAAUUUCAAAGUGAUUUCUUCGUUGCUUCUUAUCCUGAUGAUAGAUUAUUCCAAAAUAUGACCCUGUUUUGGAAACUUCAGUUAGCCAAGUAAAGAUAGCGUGGAUGAUGGAGCCGCAAGGACAGCACCAAGCAAACUGCGUCCCCACCAUCUCAAUCCCCGACAACAACAUUGAGUUCAUCGAGACUUGUGACAGCAACGUCUACAGGAUAGUGCAGGCUGGAGAGCCGUUAAUGGCUCAACAGCAGUUGCAAAUGCAAGCUCCCACAGUAAAGCAUGCCCAAUUUGUCUACAACCAAGGAGGGCAAGCGCAGCAGCUGAUUCUUCAAAAUGCAAGCCCAUUUCAGGUUCAGCAUGGUGCCCUUGUGACACCCCAAAUGGUCUGGCGGGCAUCUCCGCAGGUGCCCAAAGUGCUCUUAAAGCCACAUCAUCUGGUGAAAGUCGUGCCAAACACCACCAAUGGCAACAUCAUAAUGCUUACACAGUCACCACAGCACAUACCAGUGAGAAACAUACCAGAAUUUCAAGAGAGAUAUGGAAUGAUCAUCAGUCCUGACAAGAAUUGCCAAGCAAAAGUUUCCCAAACUAAUGCUCAAGCGUCUUCAGCAAAGCCGCCUUUGCCUACCGGGCCGCCUCCACUGCAGCCCCCGCCUCCGAUAACGCCACCGCAAAUCUUGCCAGAGGCAAAUCUUGCCUUUAUUCAAGCCCAAGGUGCUGCGCCUGCGGGUCAUGUGGGAGCCCCACGGCAGAUAUUAACAACUCUGAAGCCGGUCUUAAUCGCCCGCCCUUCCCAGACCAGCAUGCUCAAGUUGCACGACGCUAGCUCACCACCCAAAGGGAAUGCAACAGCAACGACCAGCGCAUCUACGGCUCGGCACAUCAUCACCGCUGGGAACAAGAAUUUUAACGUUAUCUCUUCAACAUCAUGCAAAGCCAUUCCGUGCGCGCCGCAGGAGGAAAAUGGGCAAAGUCCUGUUGUUCAAACUGAGGUGCCACCUGCGGAGCAAGCCUCUAAGGAUUCCAUUUCAAGAGGCUGUCCUAAAUUGCCUGGGCUGCUUACCAAAGGUCCAGUUUUGUCUGUGUCCACCACAGUGACAGAUCAAGCCAGUGUAACUCGCGCGCUUAGCCCAGCAACGCAAACUCCACAUGUGGAAGCCAUGCGGAUUAUUCCUGGAAAGGUUGCAGUCUGCUUGUUGUGUGGUUUCAGCAGCUUGGACUUGAACAAGUGCCAGCGGUGCAAGCGACCUUUGGGGAAAGCGAAAAUCGUGGACGACAACAUGCACAGGCCAAAAGACAGCUCCAAUCAAAAGUCCAGCCCUAAGAUUUUGAAGAGAGCGGGCCCAUCUGAGAAAGUCACUUUGUCGCCAGCCACCCCCUCAACGUCAAAGAGCAAGCCAGUUGAACAAAAAAUCGUGAUUGGGAAUUCGCCACUGAUAAUUAAAUCCAAAAAGUUGGUAGCCACAACAUUAAGGAAGGCCAAAGCUGUCGAAGAGCCAGUGUGCCUAACCAUAUCGGACGAUGAGGAUGAAGCUGCUGCCACUGUCCCUGCUAAACAAAAGCCAGCCCCGCAGACGAACAAAUCACCAGGGGAGAAUCGGAUUUCAUUUACCAGAGAUUCAGCCCUGUGCCCCCUGAUAAAAUGCAAAGAACCCUCUACUGAGCAACUUUCUCAAUCGGAUGAUUCAACUCUCUCAUUAGGUCUACCAGAGAGCGUAAUCGAAAAUUACCAAAAGGGUCUUGGAUCUGUCAGCGCAAACUUGAAGUGUAGGACAGUUCGCAUUGGAUCUUAUAAAGAAGUGCCGAUUGAAGCUGUGCUCCUCUGCCCUGAGGGUCUUAGAAUAAGCAUGCCACACCCUGAAACCAAAGUUCCGGUUGUUGUGGAAGUUCCCCGAGUGAGUGUGUCGGCGGUUCUUGCCCACCUUGGCCGAGCAAUGCCGGUGCUGUUUAUCUACUUGAACUGCAAAGCGGCCGAAAAGGUUCGCCACCUAUUUGGCAUGAUGGACCCUAGCAAAGAGCCGUACUUUGACCCGCUAUCGAGCAACGAGACGCACAAGCGGAUAACCCUGCUCCCAGAACGCGUGAGCGAUGAAGCCAAGCUUGUGAUCAAGCGUAUCUUUAGUAGGGAGCAUGGCAGAGACGCUAUCACCCUUCUCGAGUCAAAAGAGGCGAACGCAAUCCUCGUCAAGGCGUCCCCCGCGAAUCCUGAGCAGGCUUCCCAACUAGCCAAGAACAAAGCGGUGGAAUCCAAGCCUGCCGGAAAAGAUCUAAUACGAGAAAUAUUUGUGUAUCCUAAACCUCCAAUAAAAGGUGGUAUACCCAUAACCACAGAGGACUACAUUUGUCUUGGUGAGGAGCAGUUUUUGAAUGAUGCUAUUGUGGAUUUUUACUUAAAGUAUUUGACGCAAACAAAGCUUUCUGAGCGAGACCAAGCCCGAACUCACGUCUUUAGCAGUUUCUUCUAUCGGCGCCUGACAACCAAGCAGCUCAACAGGAAGAGUGAUCAUACUCAUGAGAAAAUGAACAUAGUUGAACAACGCCACUCGCGCGUGAAGAGCUGGACCAAGAAUGUUGACAUCUUUGAGAAAGAUUUCAUCUUUAUCCCUAUCAACGAACACGCUCACUGGUUCCUGGCCGUGAUCUGCUUUCCUGGUCUGGAAGGCCCUGCGCGUUUGUGCGACAAUCAGCCAGUGUCAGCCGAGUCGCUGAAGAAAGCGACAGUGAAAGUGAACAAAGCAGGCAGCCCUGUGAAGCAGUACACCAUUGGUGACACGACAGUCACGAUGGCACAUAGCCCCUCCACCUUGGCGGCCACACUGUUGAAGAAGAAGAGUUCUGAGACUGUUAUAUCUGUCGAUGACAGUGGCUCUGAGAGAGAUGAGGCUGAAGGAGAUGAGGAAGAGUUUGCUAACAGUGAGGAGGAGGCUGACAUUGAGCCACCCAAGGAGGCUGAAGAGGCGGUCGUCCCUGAGGAUACCUAUGUAUACCCACCAAAUGCCAUCAAACAGCCCUGCAUUUUAAUCUUUGACUCGCUGUCGUCAAACUCGAGAAACCGCGUUGUGGCAACACUUCGCGACUACCUGCGGAUAGAGUACAAGUUGAAAAAGGGAAAGGAGCGAAAAUUCAACAGGGAUGUCUUCCGUGGUGCCUUGCCCAAAGUUCCUCAGCAGAACAAUUUCACCGACUGUGGAAUAUUUAUGCUGCAAUACGCUGAAAGCUUUUUCGAGAAUCCAAUUCGUGAUUUUACCCUUCCCUUAAAGAAUGUAAGGAAAUGGUUUGAUGAAGAAACGGUUCGGGGCAAACGCGAAAGCAUCGCUCGACUGAUCCAGCAAAUGGCAACAGAACAAGGCGUUUCAUUUAAGUUGCCUGAGUUGACUUUCACAAAGCAAUUGCCGAAGGACGCUGUUGUUGAGGGGGUUAUUGUCGCACCUUCUGGACCACAGCAGGAGCAACAGCCAACCUCAGAGCAGACUGAGACGGCUGUGGAGCCCGAUUCCGUUCUUCCGGACAUGGAAGUUGACGCCACUAACAGUGGCGAAGAAAUGGUGACCUUUUCUGUGCUGGUACCUGAGGAACACGUGCUUCCAAUGCCGGUGACGCCGUCAAUAGACUCAGAGGUCGUGGUCAGUGAAGAACCAAAUGAUUCAGGUGCUAGCAUCGAUGAAUCAAAUAUGAAUCAGUGCAUUGAGGUGUUGAACUCGUACUUUCGUGACGACGACGUGGAAGUUGACAGUACCUUGAACAGCAGUUUUUGCAAAAGAAAAGCUGAGGACGAUUUGGAAUCGGGCAGCAGUGCAAAGCGGUCUUGCUGAUCAAAAACUGUUUUUUAACUUAACCCCUCUGCGGUGUUUAUGAAAUAUUGAAUAAAUCAUUAUUCAGUCCUUCGCUAUAAAUGCCAGCUUUAUAAUCUCAAUCACGCAUGUGAGUUUGUGAUGAACUUUGGUUGCAGGAAGACUGGAUUUGAAAUGAAAUAUUGUUAGGAAUAA